UUCUCUUGCUUGUUAUUUCCGGUAUUAUUAUUUUUGGAUGCUGAUUAAAUUGGCAUAAUAUGAUUGAACUCACUUUUGCUUCAGGAAAAUUCGACUUAAAACUAGAAAAUAUUAAACUGUUACCCUUAAUUCUCUUUUAUUUAAAGGUGGGGCUUUCUACUCGUUUCAAUUCUAACUUUCUUCAACUUUUGGUACUACCUCCUUGUACUUAUCUGUUUGCCUUGUACACAAGAAAAUUCUGUUAGACAUUUGCUCAAACAAGAUAGACACGAAAACUUGGUUUAUUCAGCAAAGAAAAGGGAUCGAAAGUUGAUCAAGUCUUUUGCAGAACUGCGCUUUGCAAGGAUGGUGUAAAAUAAUUUUUAUGGGGGGAUAAUCAAUCUUAAACGGGGAUAAUCAAGGCUAGGUGGUUACAAUAUCUAGGUGCUGUUUGAGCAGAUUGAUCAGCUUUUAUACUAAACCACAUACACAAUAAAUCAAUUACUGGAUUCCUUUCUGUUCGUUUUCUAAUAAUUUUUUUCUU
Molecule: messenger RNA, 523 nt
Organism: Meloidogyne enterolobii
Lineage: Eukaryota; Metazoa; Nematoda; Chromadorea; Rhabditida; Meloidogynidae
Source: the annotation of a GenBank genome assembly